Ixodes scapularis (black-legged tick) is the source of this 2247-nucleotide messenger RNA. RefSeq lists its product as uncharacterized. Gene Ontology annotation, cellular component: plasma membrane. Bases 1 to 2247 code for a protein of 748 amino acids. Gene Ontology annotation, molecular function: metalloendopeptidase activity. NCBI's taxonomy places the organism in Eukaryota, Metazoa, Arthropoda, Arachnida, Ixodida, Ixodidae. The transcript has 4 exons. The record is from RefSeq and is a predicted model, not a curated record. Gene Ontology annotation, biological process: protein processing.
AUGAGGAAGAAGAAAUGCCCAAUGUGCCGUCUCGAGCAGUUCUAUUUGCACCUACCCCUCUGUCAUCGCAGUUAUACAGUUAUCUUCGUUAUGCUUUCUGAACAUAUCGAAACGAGCGAUGUCAACGAGUACUUCCCAGCUGGACCGAACGUCAAGGACGAUGUGGCGGGAGAAGCUCCUGCAGAAUCCCCGGUCACCCAGACCGGGAGGGAACGAGCUCUCUUGGCGCUCAUACUCGUCCUUUUGCUUGUCCUCGCCACAACCGUGAUGCUGGCGGCUCUUCGGUCGCCGAGCUCCGGUGUUCCAAAAACAAACCAGGAGACCUUUCUUGAUUUUCGCGUGCAACGACAAACCGCAGACCCAUGUCAGGAUCUCUACAGCUACUCGUGCGGCAACUGGGACGUGUUCAAGAAAAAUGACGAGGACGCCUACGACCGACUGGAGAGGAUAGUCAUGGAGACCGGCCGCAACUGGAUCAUGCAGACGCCCGUGUCUUUGGACCAACAUCGAAGCAGGGACAAAGUGAUGGCGGCCUACAAACUCUGCCACAAGGUCUACUUGGGCAGAAAGGAGAAUAUGAACGACGCGAGGCAGUACCUGUCGAGACUCGGCCUGCGCUACUACAACGACUCCUUUCCUGUCACCGGCAUCGUGGAGUUUAUGGUCAAGCUGACCAUGCGCCACGGCAUUCAUACCCUAUUAGCCAUCCAGCCCAAGUAUGACCUCGGCAACUUGGGUGACUCUGGCAACACAACGCGGUUAACCAUUUCUGGCCAGAGCCUUAUCGUAGAUAACUGGAUCGUGGACAUGACGGAGGAAAGCAUUAUGGGAGUUGCAAUCCCGUUUGCAGACGCUUCCUUCAUGAUUGACGUGCAAAAGGUGGAUAGGCUGUUCCGCAUAUGGAUCAACCAAGUACCGUCUUCUUACCGGACUCCAGUGAUUGGGGUGUUCGACGCCAUAGCAAAUAAGACACCCAACAUCGACAAGGCCACUUGGAAGGCCAGCAUCAAUAAAUACCUCCUGACGCCUUUCGACGAGAACCUAUCCCUCAUAAACCUACAUAAUAUGUGGGGACUGCUCAUUAUGAGCAACUUAAAGAAGGAGUUCGAAGCCAACACCAAGCCGGUGUACCACUGGCUGACGAUGAUGGUGCACUCGUACCUAUUCUCAGCCUCGUCCUUCGAGUACGUGCUUUUGAGCCGAUCGCCCACGAGCAAGUGCGCCAGCUACAUCCGGCAGGUGGCGCCGUUCGCCCUUCAAGCCCUCUUCGCCCACAAGCACGUAUCUACGGACGACGUGGCCCUUGCCAAACGCAUUCACCGAAAGUUCGUCUCCCUUAGCUCGAGAGUGUUCCCCUGGCUGGGCGGUGACAAAUCGGCACAAGAGCGAUUUCGGAACGUACGAGUCAUUUUGGGCAUCCCCGAUAUCCUGUACAACCCGCUGACCAUGGACAGGCACUACUCGUACCUGCCGAAGUUCGAUGAACCAGUUGUCCUCAGUAUCCUACUGGCUUUCGAGGCGAAGGCCAAACAUGACAUGCUAAAUUACCAAAUGGGGAUGUUCACCAGCGGCGUUCUCGCCAAUCGGUACCGAUUCAAGCCUCUGCGCGAAGAUGGCGUUGCGGAAAAUUUCUUCCUCGGCGCAACUCCAUUGUACGUGCCCUAUUUCUCGGUGUUCUUCAUCCCACCCGUGCUGCUGUCGACCACAUUUUUUGCCGGCUCUAGUUCGGUGUCCCAGUGGGCAAGCAUUGGACGCCUCAUAGCCCGCGGGAUGGUGCACCCCUUCACGGUCGCAAACGUCGAAAAAAGCGACGUCGGGCUCCUCCAGUACUGGCCUUACGACUUCUAUUCGGAAUACGCACUUCGCAUCGCCUGUAUGCGGAACCUGUACGACAACCUCAUCCCCUCGCGAGGCACUAAGGUGUACGCCGACAUUGCACGUGACGAGAACAUGGCGGACAUCGGCGGCCUGGAGUUGCUGCUGGAGGGCAUCAAGAAUGACUCGUGCUACGUGCCGACCAACCCGUCCCGGAUACCCGGCCUCAGCCAGCAGAAGCUUCUUUUCGUCAGCUACUGUAUGAGUUUCUGCGGAAGCAGGGCUUCCAUCGACAGCUAUGUCCCGUCAAAGAUUCCGCGCCGCGACCAUCGCUGCAACGUGGUGGUGCAACAAUUUGACGAGUUCCGCAGAGCUUUCAACUGUCCCAAGCGGCCUGCCGGGACUCCCAGGUGCCGCCUCCUUAUGUGGUAG